ACAGAGAUGCUCCAAGCCCAGCCUCUUCCAUGGAUAUUCCCAGCGCUCCUGGGGGAUAUUUUGGCCAGUGAGGGGCUUGUGCAACAAAACCCCUCGGCUUUCCCAGGCCGGGCUGAGCUCAUGGUUUUCCUUCAAGUGAACUCGCAGUAGUCUGGAUGUUGUUGGGGGCGGUUUUGUGGCUUUUGGGAGAAAGCAUCCGCAGCCGGGGAAGCGUCCUGGCAGGGAGCGUCCCGCCGGGCCAGCCCCGGCUGCCGCUGCCGCGUUCUGGCGGAUCCCUCAGCCCGCUUUGCGCAGUCACCUGCCCCACGCCGACAGGAAGGAAGAUCAGCGAGACCCAGGGCAGGAAGGGGCGAGGAGCGAACGGAAAGAGACAAAAGCCACGGGCUGGAACGGGCUGGGGCGGCGGGGGAACGCGGACCCACCUUCCCCAGGUGCUGCCCCGAGCACCGCCCCGGUGCCAUCACGGCGGGGGACACCGCCGGGAAGGGCGGUUCUGCCUUCAACUUGAGCAUCCGCCGAGGAGGAAGCAAGCCCUGGGGAUAAAGAGCGGGACACGGAGGGGCUGCACCCACGAGGAUGCCCUCGGCACUCCCCUGCUCACACAGCGACCUGGGGAAGGCGGCGCGAGGCCGAGCAGGGACAUUUGCAGGGGCUGAGGAGCCCCGGGUGGUGCUGUGAGCUGGCCAGGGGGACACGGGGUGGCCCAUGGGACACUGCUGCCACCACAGCGCCCCUCACCCAGGGACCACCCAUGUCACAGGAGGCCUCUGAUGGCAGGGGCCUGGAUCCACCGGGGCAGGCAGCUGGGCAGGUGCAUCCCCCCGCGGCUCCUGGAGGACAGCAUCACCCCCCCGGAGCUCCUGACGGCCCAGGAGGUGCAGGCAGCCCGGCCCCUGCCCGAGCAGGUGAGGGCUGUGCGGGAUGUCCUGGCUGGCAGGGGGGCCUCCCAGCGCCUGCAGAGCUCCUCGGACACCUCCAGCUCGCAGCUCCAGCUCCACUGCCCUGUCCAUGAACCCAUGGUGCAGAAGCACCUGGAGAGUCUCCAGAGCUGCUGUGGGAAUGGCCUGGAGAGAGGAGCCCUGCAGCGCCUCACCAACCUGCUGCUGGUGGAGGGCCUGACCGACAUCCAGCAGCAGGAGCACGACAUCCUGCAGGUUGAAACCACCAGAGGCCUGCCAAACGCGUCCAAGAGCAUCCCCCUGGAGAAGCUGUUCCUGCCUCUCUCCAAAGUCAGCAUCCCCCCUCGGAUCUGCGUCACCAUCGGCGUGGCCGGGAUCGGCAAGAGCACGCUGGUGAAGCUGUUUGUCCGCAGCUGGGCAAAGGGGGAGAUCAACAGGGACAUCAGCUUGGUGCUGCCCCUCACCUUCCGGGAGCUCAACACCCACGAGAAGCUCUCUGCCGAGCGCCUCGUCUGCUCGGCCUUCCCUCCCCUCGCCCAGCCCGGCUGCCUCGAGGCCGGCGCCGCCCGCACCCUGCUCAUCCUCGACGGCCUCGACGAGUUCAAGACCCCCUUGGAUUUUUCCAACGCGGUUGUUUGCACCGAUCCCAAAAAGGAGAUCCAAGUGGACAACCUGAUCACCAACAUCAUAAGGGGAAACCUGCUGCAGGAGGCCUCAGUGUGGGUGACAUCGCGGCCGGCGGCGGCCGGGCAGAUCCCCAGCGGGCUGGUGGACCGGAUGACGGAAAUCCGAGGGCUUGGGGCUGCAGAGAUGAAGGACUUCUUGGACCAGAUGUUCCUGGGCAACAGAGAUCUGUCCAGCCAAGUGCUGCAGCACAUCAGGGCUAACAGGUCGCUACACGUGCUGUGCACCAUUCCUGGCUUUUGCUGGAUUUCCGGCUCCUCAAUCGCUUAUUUCCUGAAACACAGCAGUGACCAAUCCCAAGAAGCACCCGUGGUGCCCACGACCCUGUCGGAAAUCUACUCCUAUUAUUUUAAAAUGGCUCUGAGUGGUGACUGGCUGGAAAAGCCGAGAGAAGCCCUCUGGACCGAGCAGGCUGUGAACACCAGCAAGAAGCUGGUGGGCAGCCUGGGCAGGCUGGCCUUCUACGGGCUGCUCCGUAAGAAACACGUGUUCUACGAGCAGGACAUGAAGGCCUACGGCAUCGACCUCUCCCUGCUGCACAGCAGCCUCGCCACCCGCCUCCUGCUCAAGGAGGACAUGCAGGCCUCCACAGCCUACUACUUCUCCCACUUAACCGUCCAGGAGUUCCUGGCAGCUCUCUAUUACUACACAGCAGCCAGGCGGGCCAUCUUCGACCUCUUCACAGAGAGUGGCGUGUCCUGGCCCAGGCUGGGCUUCCUCAGCCACUUCAGGGCCGCAGUCCAGCGGGCGCUGCAGGCCGAGGACAGGCAGCUGGACGUCUUCAUCCGCUUCCUCUCGGGGCUGCUGUCCCCGCGGGUGAACCAGCUGCUGUCCGGCUGGCUGCUGGCCAGGGGCGAGCAUGCCGGGCUCAGGGACCAGGCCGUGGGCGUCCUGCAGGGCUGCCUGCACGCCGGCCCCGCCGUCUCCUGGCGCGCCGUCAACGCCAUGCGCUGCCUGCACGAGAUGCAGCACACGGACACCGCCAAGGCCGUGGAGGAGGCCAUGAGGAGCGAGCGCCUGGCCGGCAUGCUCACCCCCACCAACUGCUGCGCCCUGGCUUACCUCCUGCAGGUGUCCGACGUCUGCCUGGAGGAGACAAACCUCUCCAACUGCCUCACCUACAGCAUCUGUAAGAGCCUGCUCUCCCAGCUGCUCUACUGCCACAGCCUCAGGCUGGACAAUAACCGGUUUAAGGAUGAUGUGAUGGAGCUGCUGGGCAGUGUGCUGAGCGUGAAGGACUGCCAGAUCCAGAGGCUCAGCUUGGCAGAAAAUCAGAUCAGCAACAAGGGAGCCAAAGCUCUGGCCAGGUCGCUGCUGGUGAACAGGAGCCUGAUGGUGCUGGACCUGCGGAGCAACUCCAUCGGCCCCACCGGAGCAAAGGCCCUGGCUGAUGCCCUGAAAAAAAACCAAAUCCUGCUCUCCCUGAACCUCCAGCACAACUCCAUCCAGGAGGACGGGGCCACCUUCCUGGCCGAGGCCCUGCUGACCAACCACAGGCUGGUGACCCUGCACCUGCACAAAAACGCCAUCGGAGCCCAGGGCACCCGGAAAAUCGCGGAGGCGCUGAAGCAGAACUGCAGCCUGAGGGAGCUGAUACUCUCGAGCAACUCAGUGGGAGACAACGGCUCCACUGCCUUGGCCGAAGCUCUGAGGGUGAACCACAGCCUGCAAAGCCUUGAUCUCCAGAGCAACUCCAUCAGCAGCGCAGGGGUGACGGCGCUGACAGCAGCUCUCUGCUCCAACAAGGGACUCCUCAGCCUCAACCUCCGGGAGAACUCCAUCAGCGAGGAGGGCGGCCCUGCCAUCGCCCGUGCCCUGCGGAGCAACAGCACCCUCAGGAACCUGGACUUGGCGGCCAACCUGCUGCACGAUGACGGGGGCAAGGCCAUCGCUCUGGCCAUCAAAGAGAACCGGGCACUCACCUCCCUCCACUUGCAGUGGAACUUCAUCCAGGCCAAAACAGCCAUAGCCCUGGCACAAGCACUACAGUCCAACAGCAGCCUGGCCAGCCUCGACCUGCAGGAGAACGCCAUCGGGGACGAGGGGAUGGCCGCCCUCGCCGCUGCACUGAAGGUCAACACCACCCUGGCAGAUCUCCACCUGCAAGUGGCCUCGGUUGGCGCGGCCGGUGCCCAAGCCCUGGCAGAAGCCUUGAUGGUCAACAAGAGCCUGCAGGUCCUGGACCUGCGGGGAAACGCCCUGGGGCUGUCGGGGGCCAGGGCCGUGGCCAGCGCGCUGAGGGUGAACCGCGGCCUCCGCCGGCUCAGCCUGCAGGAAAACUGCCUGGGCAUGGACGGGGCCAUCUGCAUCGCCACGGCCCUCAAGGGCAACCACGGCCUCACCUACGUCAACCUGCAGGGGAAUCACAUCGGGCAGUCGGGAGCCAAGAUGAUCUCGGACACCAUCCGGACAAACUCACCCGACUGCGUCGUGGACGUGUGAGGGGCCUGGCCUGGUGACUGCAGGGAGCUCCUUGGUGCCCAUCUCAGGGAUGGGAACUGGGCAAGGAAAGCUCCUGAGCUCCUGGCACGGCCCAGGAGGACCGAGGGCGUCGGACCAGGAGUGCAGGAGGGUCAAGACUCGUGCUGAAAGCUGAGGGAUGUGUAUGCCCAUGUCUGUGUUCAUCCAGGCCCUGGGGAGCUUCAAGGAAUGGGGGAACACAAAAAGGAGUGAGGAGGGGCAGAUACCACACGCCAGACCUUGACCUUGUGGGUGAUUUAUCUGCUGGUGGCAGCAACCCCUCCUGUGACCUCCCUGGUGCUUUGUCACUCCUGCUAAAAACAGCCCAGUCCUGCAGGCUCCCCGUGAAAUCCCAGAUGGACACGAGAGAUUUGCCUUGCUCAGAUGGGAGUGGUGCUGUGGAGCUGGGCACUUCCAGCAGGUCCUGGCUGUUGCUGUGCCCUCAGUAACAGCUUGGAGCUGGCCAGACACACCUGAAGUGUUUGGUAGAGCUGCUCUCUAUCCAAGAGAGAGGUAGCCCAAGGCAUAGGAGUGGAACCAUCUAGAAAGACCUUGGAAAAUAAAGAGUCCUCAGGGAAAUGAAGGAGUAGGAGGGUGAAUGUAAGAGGAACUGCACUGCCUGAGGGUGGGCUUUCUUCAGCACAGCCUGGUGCUACACUCAAAGUUCUGCCUCUCAGCUUCAGGCUGGAGCUCUUGGGUCUCCUGCUGUUGUCACCGGUGUUCUGUGAUCUUGGGAUACAUGUCCCAGCUGCAGUCACCUUGUGACUAAGAGAGCAAAGGUGGUGCCUUUGUGUGUGUGGCAGAGACCCAGUGCUUCUCCAGAGGUGCCAGGUUUGCAGGUGAUCCAGCAGCCAAAGUGUGAACCCCCUGAAGCCACUGUCCCCUGUCCCCAGCCCAGCCAGGACACCCCCACACUCAGGGCAGCCAGUGGCUGCUGCAAGGACCUGGGGGCUGAUCCCAGGAACCCUGGGCUGAGCUCUGGAGAUGUAAA
Molecule: messenger RNA, 5034 nt
Organism: Prinia subflava (tawny-flanked prinia)
Lineage: Eukaryota; Metazoa; Chordata; Aves; Passeriformes; Cisticolidae
Gene: NLRC3
Product: NLR family CARD domain containing 3
Biological process (GO): negative regulation of canonical NF-kappaB signal transduction; intracellular signal transduction
Cellular component (GO): cytosol
Molecular function (GO): protein binding
Source: RefSeq, a predicted model, not a curated record